This is a messenger RNA of Ahaetulla prasina, 929 nucleotides long. RefSeq names its product cellular retinoic acid binding protein 2 (gene CRABP2). Gene Ontology annotation, biological process: fatty acid transport. Bases 99 to 515 code for a protein of 138 amino acids. NCBI's taxonomy places the organism in Eukaryota, Metazoa, Chordata, Lepidosauria, Squamata, Colubridae. The transcript is spliced from 4 exons. Gene Ontology annotation, cellular component: nucleus; cytosol. Gene Ontology annotation, molecular function: fatty acid binding. The record is from RefSeq and is a predicted model, not a curated record.
AAGGCGCGCCGGCGGAGCCACCAGCGGCGGCGAAGAAGCUUUGCUCGCGCUCCUCUCGCGCCGGACCAGGGAGCAGCCCGGCCGUCUUCGCCGCCGCCAUGGCCAACUUCACCGGCAGCUGGAAGAUGCGCAGCUCGGAGAACUUCGAGGAGCUGCUGAAGGAGCUGGGGGUCAACGUGAUGCUUCGGAAGAUCGCGGUGGCUGCGGCCUCCAAACCAGCCGUGGAGAUCAAGCAGGAGGGACCCUCCUUCUACAUCAAGACCUCCACCACAGUCCGCACCACGGAGGUCCGUUUUGAGGUCGGGGAGGAGUUUGAGGAGCAGACGGUAGACGGGAGGCCUUGCAAGAGUUUGGCCAAGUGGGAGAACAACAACAAGAUCGUGUGUGAGCAGAAGCUGCUGAAAGGAGAAGGGCCCCAAACCAGCUGGUCCCGGGAACUGACCAACGAUGGGGAGCUCAUUCUGACCAUGAAGGCCAAUGACGUCGUCUGCACAAGGAUCUACGUCCGCGAGUGAGAGGCCUCCGGCCAGCGCCAGACACGAUGGGGAGGUGGGGGGAACAGCCCAGGAGCACCCCUGCCCUGCAGCACAAUGCCAGCCUUCCCCACUGCCUGGCCCCUAUCAAGGCCAGGCUUGGGGGGUCAGGAUGUGGUCCCUACAAGCUGGCGCCUCUCCCCUCCUCUCCCCUUUGGGGUGGGGCAGGGGGGCUUCCCUUCAGGUGUCCCUGCCGCCCCCUCCUCUUUGUUCCUGGCCGGUGUGUGCUGCUGAACCCCCAAAGCAGCAGAGAGAUCGUCUUGCGGGGACCCACCGAAGGGCUGGCGCAGAUCUGCCCCCCCCUCCCCCACCCCCACCCCCUUCCUUUUAGUCUGUAACGUUUGUGAAGGUGCUUUCAUUUCCCCCCCCCCGCCUCCAUUAAAACUUUUCCCAGGU